Salarias fasciatus (jewelled blenny) is the source of this 2697-nucleotide messenger RNA. RefSeq names its product bile acid-CoA:amino acid N-acyltransferase-like. The transcript has 13 exons. Gene Ontology annotation, molecular function: fatty acyl-CoA hydrolase activity. Gene Ontology annotation, biological process: acyl-CoA metabolic process; fatty acid metabolic process. Lineage: Eukaryota; Metazoa; Chordata; Actinopteri; Blenniiformes; Blenniidae. The record is from RefSeq and is a predicted model, not a curated record. Bases 322 to 1674 code for a protein of 450 amino acids.
AUUUCUUGGUUUAUUUCAAACACACACACCUGUGGCUUGAUUUACCUUGACGGCUCAAAUUUCCCAUACCGAUAUACAUAAAAACUGAAAAUGCUAAAGUGUCUUUGGACGUUGCUAGCAGCGAAGGCUAAACAAACACAAAACUCGGACACGAAGGAAAUGGGAGCUUCAAACGGCUUGUGACGCCAAAGUGUGAAGUAAACGUCACGGUCAGCCCGGGUCAGCCCCUCCCCCUGACAGAGGCGUAUUUCUGGAUCAGGCUGGAUUUCCUCGAGUGGUUUUCGAAUCACACGGAGAAUAUUUACAGGGGAGUGCAGAGAUAUGAGGAUGAUAUCACGUCUCCUUGUACGAGGAAACCUGGUGAGAUUCCAGCAUGCUGUGGGUGCAGUUCGUUGGCAGAGCAGCAGGAAACAAGCUCCCGUGUUGACAGCAGCUCCUGUUCGUGCUCUCGUUGAUGAGCAGAUCAGCAUAAAGGGCCGUUUUCUGCCUCCACACAGUCCUGUCACAGUGUGUGCACGGAUGCACUGUGAAGAUGGUGACCUGUGGGAGGCGUUUGCACAUUACAACACGAAUGCAGGAGGCGCUGUCAACUUGACUACUGAUCAUUCAUUGGGGGGUUCCUACCUUGGCUGUGAGCCGAUGGGACUCUUCUGGGGACUGCAGCCAGCUCCUGGAGGAAGACAAGGUAUAAGACUGAAGAAAAACGAUGUGGAGACUCCAUACCAGGUCCACAUCUCCCUCAUGGAAGGCCACGUUUCUCCCAGUGACGGAAAGAGCUCUGAACUGGCAGUUGUUACUACUGAGCGCUGGUACAUGGCGCCAGGAGUCAAGAGAACAGAGAUCCGUCAGAACGGGGUCGUUGGCACUUUAUUUUUACCCCCUGGCCCAGGUCCAUUUCCAGGCUUGUUGGAUAUGUGGGGAAUGGGAGGAGGACUCCUGGAGUAUCGUGCCGCCCUGUUGGCAUCUCGGGGAUAUGCUUGUCUUACUCUUUCCUACAAAGGACACAAAGACUUGCCUGGACCUCCAAACCAAUUCAACGUUGGUAAUUCCUAUUUCAGGUCAGCGUUCCAGCUGCUUCAAGAUCGUGACGAGGUCAAUGCAGACAGAAUCGGGAUCAUUGGUAUCUCAUAUGGAGGAUAUCUCUCUCUCCGUAUUGCCACUCAGUGUGGUGUGAACCCAUCAUGUGUUGUUUUCAUCAACGGAACAGUCGCAAGCACAUUCCCGUUUCCUGAGGAGGACGGCUUCAGUAAACUCGGAUACAGUGGUGAACAAACUUAUCAAUUUAAUGAUCAGGGCCAUGUUGUAUUCAGAGAGAAUACCUUUCCUGCUCGUGUUGUACCUGAACACAGAGCGAAGUUAGAAAACCUCGCCUGUCCACUGAUGGUCAUAGUGGGAGAAGAUGAUCUGGGCACCGCAAGCUGUGAGAACGCAGACAUGAUCGAGGAAAUCCUGAAGUCUGCAGGAAAAUCUCACCUGCUUUCCCGGUUCUCUUACCCUGAUGCUGGUCACUUGAUCGAGCCUCCUUAUGCACCACAUACAAGAACAUCCUAUUUUGUCGUCAAACCACAGAAAGUGAUGUCUCUGUGGGGAGGUCAACCAGCAGGUCACGCUGCUGCUCAGGAAGAUUCAUGGAGAAAGAUUUUGGAUUUUUUGGAAACCAAUCUGAGAAGGUGAUUGUGAAUCUGUUUAAAUGUCAUCAAGAAAGCAAGCAUCUCAUACUCUGAGGAAUGUAACUCUUCGAGUUAAUUUGAAAUAUAUUUUUUUUAAUAAAACAAUCUUCUUUUGUAAUAAAAUUGUACAGACUGGUUGACAAAGUGAAAAUACAUAAAGAAUUAUAUGCUGUUAUUUUCUGUGAAGUUCAUCAGAUAACGAGUGACAGGAUAAAUAUAAGCAAAUGUUAUUGAAUUACAUUUGAUUUUUAAUUCAAUAUAUCAGAUGACACUGGACAUAAUGCUGCUGCUGCAAUGAGAGCAAGCUGUCCGGCCCCAAGGCAGUAAAGCAGCAUCAUCCCAUGAUGCUACCUCCACUGUACUUAACCCUGCAUGAAAUGGUUAAAUCUAUUUUUUUUUUUUUUUUGCACAAACAGAUUUUUGGAAUUGUUUCAGUGAUUUGGUCAAGUGUUUUAAUUGGGAUUCUUUUCUGCUGCACUGAGCUGAGAAGCAACUUCUAGUGAGAGGAGCCACAGUACUAAACCCGUUAUAGAUUGUUGUUUUCCACUGAGUGAAUAUCUGAAGCCUUUGAGAUGGCUUUUUAACUACCUUGAAACAACAAUCUCAGAUCUUGUUCUUUCAAGGCAUGGAAUAAGGAUAAGUUUUGUUAAUAGCACAAUUUUAGCAUUUUGUUCAGGUCAGAGUCAUUAUAUAAGUUGGGAUUUCAUCUUAGUUAUAAUUGAUGAUUAUCAGAGAUAAUUAUUAAUUAAAAGAGCUUGGGAUCUGAUGGACUGUACAUGAGAUAAUCUUGGGGACCACCAAUAUGAAUACAGGAUUGAUCGCCAAUUUGUUGUAAUCACUCUCAUAAACUAGGUUAAACUAUUGAUUUGCAAUUUUGAUUAAAUAAUAAAAUUAUUAACAAUUACCAAAUUUUAACAGUCAGACAUGAAGGAUUCUGGAGUUCUUGAUCAGAAGAGGUCGACAUUUCAUUCAUAAUUAUGAAACAUGAAAUGAAACAAAUGAUUCCAAAAAUUGUAUUUGUUAGCAA